CUGGCCGCGCCGCCGUACCUGUGCCCGCGUGUAGCUGGAGGAGAAUGUGCAGGGCGAAGGGCCGGGCAAGCGCGUGUUUCGUAUUGCCUGCUGCCGCCUGAGUGAUGGCUGCUCUUCUCAAGCGGUUGAUACUGCAAACCGUGAAAUCUGAAAAUAAUUGCAUUAGAAGAUGCUUUGGUGAACACUUGAUGCAAAAGACAGACCCAGCACAGUUGUCCCUGAUUGCUUCUGCCCCAAGACCAUCCUACCUACCUCACGCAAAAGCUUUUAGUACCGCUGAAGACACUCAGGCUGAGAGAAAAAAGACAAAAAAGAACGAAACUAGUUUUAGUAAUGUUGGAAGAAAAAUUAAGGAGCGAAUCAUCCACGUCCUUGAUGAGAAGGGCAAUGACUUGGGAAACAUGCACCGAGCCGAUGUCAUCAGGCUCAUGGACGAGCGAGACCUGAGGCUGGUACAGAGGGACGCCCACGCCGAGCCCCCCGAGUACCAGCUCAUGACGGGCCUCCAGAUCCACAAGGAACGCCUGCGGCUCCGCGAGAUGGAAAAGGCUCAGCCCAAAGCUGGACCAAUCCUGACAAAAGAGCUGACUUUCUCUUCAAAUAUUGGACAACAUGAUUUGGACACAAAGAAUAAACAGAUUCAGCAGUGGAUUGAGAAAAAAUACCAAGUUCAAAUUACUAUAAAGAAGGGGAAAAAUGCAGAUGAGCCAGAAAACAAAACGGAGGAGCUAUUUAAUCAAAUACUCCAGACAAUGCCUGGAAUAGCCACCUUCAAAUCCAAGCCACAAGCUGUUAAAGGAGGAAAAGCUGUAAUGUGUGUUCUUCGUCAUUUGAGCAAAAAGGAAGAGAAUACAUAUAAAGAAUCUCAAGGGACCCAGAAAAGAGACACUUUGCACAAAGAAAGUAGAAGUGACAGGGAAUCAAAUGAUCCACAUCAGUGACUAAUAAAGAAAAUAUGCUUGGUGUGAAAAUAA
Lepus europaeus (European hare) is the source of this 974-nucleotide messenger RNA. It is a transcript of the gene MTIF3, whose product is annotated as mitochondrial translational initiation factor 3. The transcript has 4 exons. NCBI's taxonomy places the organism in Eukaryota, Metazoa, Chordata, Mammalia, Lagomorpha, Leporidae. The record is from RefSeq and is a predicted model, not a curated record. Gene Ontology annotation, molecular function: translation initiation factor activity; ribosome binding. Bases 105 to 941 code for a protein of 278 amino acids. Gene Ontology annotation, biological process: ribosome disassembly; mitochondrial translational initiation. Gene Ontology annotation, cellular component: mitochondrion.